AUGGAGAUGGAGUCAAGCACACCAGAAGUAGCCAAAAAACUAUGGCAUAUAGUACGUGUAGUAUUCUUCAUGCUAAGAAAAGGCAUAUCAAAGAGCAGAAUAAUGGUGGAUCUCCAUUUGAUGCUGAAAAGGGGUAAUAAGUUAGCAGGGAAGGCCAUAGUCAACCUCAUGUAUCAUCACCAUAAUUCCUCUUUCAGUUGUCGUUCUAAUGACUCUCUUUCCUUCAUUUCCCCACGAGAAUACGAAUUCAGCUGCAGCAAUAGCCCAGCUUUUCACCCUUUCAAUGCCCACAAGCGUAAGCACCACCACCACUUCCAUUUCGCCAAGUCAUACAAAUAUGACGAUGUCACCACCAUGGCUGCGGCGCAGAAGAUGUUUGAUAUGUUAAACAAUCAUGAACAGGUGGUGGAGGCUUCACCAAUGGUGUUGCCCGGGUUUGGAAAGAGCCCAAUUGUGAGGCAACUCAGAAUAACUGACUCACCGUUCCCAUUGAAGGACGAAGGAGACAGCCAAGUGGACAAGGCUGCCGAAGAGUUUAUCAAGAAGUUCUAUAAGGACUUGAAGCUGCAAAAAACUAGUUCUGCUUUUGAGUCACCGCACAAUGGCAUGUGGGGUAGAUGA
Molecule: messenger RNA, 621 nt
Organism: Hevea brasiliensis (rubber tree)
Lineage: Eukaryota; Viridiplantae; Streptophyta; Magnoliopsida; Malpighiales; Euphorbiaceae
Exons: 1
Coding region: 1-621 (206 amino acids)
Source: RefSeq, a predicted model, not a curated record